AUGAGCUUUUUGUCACCCGACACUCUACUUCAACAAGUUACUGAGAAUGUGAAGACAUUGGGAAACAAUGGUACAGAGCUCUUCUUCUUAUCUGUUUUUUACGAAUAUUAUCCGGAAAUAUAAUUACUCAUAAUUUCAGUCAAUGAAUUGGAACGGUUAGUUGAACAAAUUGGCGGCCCUGCCGAUGAUAACCAUCUGAAUGAUCUACUCAACGAUCUUGUUCAUGGAAGCAAUGUUUUGUCGAAGAGAACUAGUCAACAGCUGAAGGAGCUUGUAGCUAUAUCGAACGAACAGGUGAUUAAUUCGCAUCCUUCAUUACUGGAUUUUAGAGACAAUAUCGUGUGUCAAGAGAACGGUUGGUAAAUGAAUAUAUGGCGGUUCUGAACCGCUUACAAUCAGCACAAAGAAGAGCAGCGACGAAGGAAAAGGCACAGUUGCGGAAUGUAACUCAAGAGGAUGAACAUCUGUCACACCAAGAGCAACCUGGAGUCGACCCUUUACAACAGGUUCAGAUUCAAGAACAACGACGCGCAAAUUUGAUGGAGAUCAGAGAAAGAAAAGAGGCCCUUAAUCAACUUGAACAGGACAUCAGCGACGUUAAUCAGAUCUUUAAGGAUCUUGCGCGAAUUGUUCACGAACAGGGGGACAUGGUGGAUAGUAUCGAAGCCAAUGUUGAACAUGCGAGUAUGCAUGUCAGCCAAGGUCAUGUUAAUGUCCAGCAGGCCCUGCACUAUCAGACGAAGGCCAGACAGAAAAAGAUUCUCUUAUCCGUCUUCUGCAUAGCCCUUCUUUUGAUUUUCGGACUCACUUUUUAUUUGUGGGCACGUUGA
Bursaphelenchus xylophilus (pine wood nematode) is the source of this 830-nucleotide messenger RNA. Lineage: Eukaryota; Metazoa; Nematoda; Chromadorea; Rhabditida; Aphelenchoididae. The record is from the annotation of a GenBank genome assembly.